Messenger RNA from Grammomys surdaster, 1688 nucleotides. It is a transcript of the gene Tusc3, whose product is annotated as tumor suppressor candidate 3. NCBI's taxonomy places the organism in Eukaryota, Metazoa, Chordata, Mammalia, Rodentia, Muridae. Gene Ontology annotation, cellular component: oligosaccharyltransferase complex. The transcript is spliced from 10 exons. Bases 189 to 1232 code for a protein of 347 amino acids. The record is from RefSeq and is a predicted model, not a curated record.
GGUGAACCGGAUGCUCUGUCAGUCUCCUCCUCCGCGCCCUUAGCCUCCACCCAGCUCCCUGGAGAAGCCGCUGCCACCUCGAGGCCUUGGCCAAGAGAGGCUGCUGGCGACUGGCCUGGCGGGCGCGGGCACGGUAGGAGCUGGGCGCGCACGGCUACCGCGCGUGGAGGAGGCACAGCCCUGCGGCCAUGAGUGCCAGGGCCGCUCCUUCACGCCGGAGACAGGCGGGCCGCCGGUUGCGCUACCUGCCUACCGGUAGCUUUCCCUUCCUCCUCUUGCUGCUGUUGCUCUGCAUUCAGCUCGGGGGCGGACAGAAGAAAAAGGAGAACCUUUUGGCUGAAAAAGUGGAACAGCUGAUGGAAUGGAGUUCCAGGCGCUCCAUCUUCCGAAUGAAUGGGGACAAGUUCCGGAAGUUUGUAAAAGCCCCGCCUCGGAACUACUCCAUGAUCGUCAUGUUCACUGCUCUGCAGCCUCAGCGGCAGUGUUCCGUGUGCAGGCAGGCUAACGAAGAAUAUCAAAUCCUGGCUAAUUCCUGGCGUUAUUCAUCUGCUUUUUGCAACAAACUGUUUUUUGGAAUGGUGGACUAUGAUGAAGGGACAGAUGUUUUUCAACAGCUCAACAUGAACUCUGCUCCCACAUUCAUGCAUUUUCCUUCAAAAGGCAGACCCAAGAGAGCUGAUACUUUCGACCUUCAACGAAUUGGAUUUGCAGCUGAACAGCUAGCAAAAUGGAUUGCCGACAGGACGGAUGUUCAUAUUCGAGUUUUCCGGCCGCCCAACUACUCGGGCACCAUUGCUUUGGCCCUGUUAGUGUCGCUGGUUGGUGGUUUACUUUAUCUAAGGAGGAACAACUUGGAGUUUAUCUAUAACAAGACUGGUUGGGCCAUGGUAUCUCUGUGUAUAGUCUUUGCUAUGACGUCUGGCCAGAUGUGGAAUCAUAUUCGUGGACCUCCAUAUGCUCAUAAGAACCCACACAAUGGACAAGUGAGCUACAUCCAUGGAAGCAGCCAGGCUCAGUUUGUGGCAGAGUCACACAUCAUUCUAGUACUGAAUGCUGCUAUCACCAUGGGGAUGGUUCUUCUAAAUGAAGCAGCAACUUCCAAAGGGGAUGUCGGGAAAAGACGGAUCAUUUGCCUCGUGGGAUUGGGCCUGGUGGUCUUCUUCUUCAGUUUUCUACUUUCAAUAUUUCGUUCAAAGUACCAUGGCUAUCCAUAUAGCUUUUUAAUUAAAUGAAGCCAAAUGGGAUUUGCAUAAAGUGAGUGUUUACUGUGAAGAGAAGCUGUUCCUGACAUUGUAUUAUUUGGAAUUCUUGAGGUUCAUUCUCUGUUGAUUGUGAUACACUAGCUUAUUCUUGUAUAAUUUUUUUAAACUGUGGAUUUUCCUAAAACAUUUAAUUUAUAGAAAUGAAUGUGUAACAUUCCGUAAUCUGCAAUGGACUAUCCAAGUGUUUUUAAAUAUUCUCAAUGUAUGCCACAGGAGUGAAAUAAAUGACAUUGUAACUAUGAAUUCAUGUUUUAGAACUGUGUAUGCUCCUAAGUAAGGAAUCCACGUGUUAGUAAAGAAAUCCAUGGAAUGUAUGUAAAAGAAUUGCUAGUACUGUACAAGGAUAGAGCAUAUGCAUGAAAUAUGUCGUGUGGACAAUAAGUCUUUCUUCAGUUUCACUUAUAAAGGACGUACACUGGUACAAAA